Messenger RNA from Sinocyclocheilus rhinocerous, 1931 nucleotides. It is a transcript of the gene cyp7b1, whose product is annotated as cytochrome P450, family 7, subfamily B, polypeptide 1. The transcript has 6 exons. The record is from RefSeq and is a predicted model, not a curated record. Gene Ontology annotation, molecular function: oxidoreductase activity, acting on paired donors, with incorporation or reduction of molecular oxygen; steroid hydroxylase activity; heme binding. Gene Ontology annotation, biological process: cholesterol homeostasis; bile acid biosynthetic process. NCBI's taxonomy places the organism in Eukaryota, Metazoa, Chordata, Actinopteri, Cypriniformes, Cyprinidae. The coding region runs from base 231 to 1751 and encodes 506 amino acids.
UGGGCGUGACUUUCUGAAAAUAUUGGACACUCGCGUUGUUCGCGUAUUAUCUCCUCAUUUCUUGUCAUAUCUCCUAUUGGACUCUGAUGUUUAAUUUGUGCGGUGAUGACAAGCACUUUCACUUUAAAGUAACAGUCGCAAAACCUGGACGAACCGUGUGAAGUGCUUCAUAAAGUCUGUUUUCCUCCGGACCAGUCUUCUAGGUUUUCUCAGCCAGAGGCUCUUUGAUAAUGUUGGAGUGUUUAUUGACGAUCUUUCUGGGCUUUAUCGCCGUGCUGCUGUUCUGCGCUUUCUGCGGACGCAGAAGGAAGGACGGUGAGCCCCCGCUGAUUAAAGGCUGGAUUCCAUUCCUGGGAAAAGCUUUAGAAUUCAGAAAAAACUCUCAGCAGUUUCUUACACAACUGCAGCAGGAGCAUGGAGAUGUUUUUACUGUACUUAUAGCAGGAAGGUACAUAACAUUCAUAAUGAACCCCCUCCAGUACUCGUCUGUGAUCAAACAUGGAAAACAGCUGGAUUUCCACACGUUUUCAGACAGCGCAGCAUCCAGGACGUUCGGUUACCCACCGGUCCGGAGUGGCCUCUUCCCUGGAAUGAGUGACAGCCUACAGAGGAGUUACACUCUGCUGCAGGGGCCUGCCCUCGACCCGCUCAUGUUCAGCAUGAUGGGAAACUUACAGCAGGUCCUGCGACGCCGUUUUCUGCCCAGUGAAGAGUCUGGGUCUGAUGGCGAUUGGCAAGAGGCGGAACUAUAUGAGUUCUGUAAAUGCGUAAUGUUUCAGACCACAUUUAACACGCUAUAUGGACAUUCGUCAAAUCUGCAUCUGGAUCAGCUGCGAGAGGACUUUGAGAAGUUCGAUGCCAUUUUCCCUUUACUAAUGGCCCGUGUUCCCAUCGCCUUGCUGGGAAAAACCAAAGAAAUUCGUGAGAAGCUGACAAGAUUUUUCCAUCCUCAAAGAAUGGCAGAAUGGAGGGCUCCAUGCGAAUUCAUACAGACCCGAACGGCCCUGUUCCAGGAGUAUGACACGCUUCAGGACAGAGAUAAAGCAGCACAUCAUUUCGCCAUGCUGUGGGCAUCAGUGGGAAACACUAUCCCAGCAGCCUUCUGGUGUCUUUACCACCUCAUCUCCUGCCCGGAAGCCCUUGAAGCAGUGAGAGCAGAGAUUGUCAAUGUGGUUGGAGAGAAGAACAUGCAGUUGGUCUUUGAAGAAGACAUCACAAUUACACGACAGCAACUAGAACAGAUGGUUUACCUGGAGAGUUCAAUAAACGAGAGUUUACGUAUCUCCUCUGUAUCAAUGAACAUCCGUGUGGUUCAGGAAGAUUUCUGUUUGCGUCUGGAUGCCCAGCAUUCAAUCAACCUACGAAAAGAUGACAUUGUUGCUCUUUACCCACAAACCACACACCUUGACCCUGAACUAUACGAUCAGCCUCAGCGCUUCCAAUUUGACCGUUUUGUGGAGGAUGGGAAGGAAAAAACAGAUUUUUAUAAAUGUGGCCACAAGGUCCGGUACUAUCGUAUGCCUUUCGGCUCUGGAGCCACACAGUGUCCAGGGCGUUUUUUUGCAAUGAAUGAGCUGAAGCAGUUUGUGUGUGUGGCUUUGCUCAUGUGUGAAAUGCAGUUGCUGGAGAACCAGCAGGAGGCGAUGCUAGACAACAGCCGUGCUGGUCUGGGCAUCAUGCCACCUGCUAAUCAAAUCACUUUCAGAUACAGAACCAGAAAGCCAGGGGACAGUAUGAAGAGGGAUGAAUGAACUAAAUGAAUAGAGAGUGACUGUCGUCUGGUCAUUGCUUGGGUAUUUUCCUUUCAUUUUUUCACAGGGUGCAUGCAAAGAUUUUGUAAAAUAAUGCAAGCUGCAGUAUACAUAACACUGCCAUGGAAAAAUCUCAUCUUUGGUUUAGACAUUAAUGGCUGUGUGUCAAGUUAUUUUGAG